Molecule: messenger RNA, 1356 nt
Organism: Kwoniella shivajii
Lineage: Eukaryota; Fungi; Basidiomycota; Tremellomycetes; Tremellales; Cryptococcaceae
Product: 26S protease regulatory subunit 7
Exons: 13
Coding region: 1-1356 (451 amino acids)
Biological process (GO): proteasome-mediated ubiquitin-dependent protein catabolic process
Cellular component (GO): proteasome regulatory particle, base subcomplex
Molecular function (GO): proteasome-activating activity; ATP binding; ATP hydrolysis activity
Source: RefSeq, a predicted model, not a curated record
AUGGCACCAAAGGAGGAUUGGGAGAAGUACGAAAAGAAGACCGGAGAUGAAAAGGAAGAGAAGAUAGUUGCGCUGGAUGAAUCCGAUAUCCAGAUAUUGAAAACCUAUGGUCAAGGACCAUAUUCUCUCGCCUUGAAGAAGAUUGAAUCAGAACUCAAGGAGAUUCAAAAGCGGGUGAAUGAGAAGAUGGGUGUUAGGGAGUCCGAUACUGGAUUGGCAUCAGCAAAUCUGUGGGAUGUAGCUGCGGAUAAACAGAGACAAGGUCAAAGACCUCUACAAGUAGCUAGAUGUCAAACGAUCAUCAAAGCAACUAAUCCAACACCGGAAGGUCAAGCUCUCAAUCCUCAAGAUGGUGCAGGAGCUGGUAAUCCUGAAGGAGACAAAUAUGUUAUAUCGAUCAAACAAGUUGCUAAAUUCGUUGUUGGAUUGGGUGAACAAGUAGCUCCCACCGAUGUUGAAGAGGGUAUGCGAGUUGGUGUUGACCAUACCAAUUACAAAAUCAUGAUUCCCUUACCGCCCAAGAUCGAUCCAUCAGUAACAAUGAUGCAGGUCGAAGAAAGGCCGUCAGUAACGUACGCAGAUGUUGGAGGAUGCAAGGAGCAGAUUGAGAAAUUGAGAGAGGUUGUAGAGCUCCCAUUAUUAGAACCUGAACGAUUUGCCAAUCUCGGUAUUGAGCCUCCCAAAGGUGUAUUACUUUAUGGUCCUCCGGGUACCGGAAAGACUUUAUGUGCUCGAGCCGUUGCCAACAGAACAGACAGUACUUUCAUCCGAGUUAUCGGUUCUGAACUGGUACAAAAAUAUAUCGGUGAAGGUGCUCGAAUGGUUAGAGAAUUGUUCGAAAUGGCGCGAUCGAAGAAAGCAUGUAUCAUCUUCUUUGAUGAGAUCGAUGCCGUCGGAGGAGCGAGAUUCGAUGAUGGUGCUGGAGGUGAUAAUGAGGUUCAAAGAACUAUGUUGGAGUUGAUCAAUCAAUUGGACGGUUUCGAUGCCAGAGGAAACAUCAAAGUUAUUAUGGCCACCAAUAGACCCGAUACCCUUGAUCCUGCCCUUUUAAGACCUGGUCGACUGGAUCGAAAAGUAGAAUUCAGUUUACCGGACAAUGAAGGAAGAAGUCACAUUCUCAAGAUUCAUGGAAAGAGUAUGAGUGUGGAGAGGGAUAUCCGAUAUGAUUUGAUCGCUCGACUGUGUCCUAACGCUACCGGUGCGGAAUUAAAAUCUGUCGCUACUGAGGCCGGAAUGUUCGCCAUCCGAGCGAGAAGGAAGGUAGCUACCGAGCGUGAUUUCCUCGACGCUGUCGAAAAGGUCAUCCGACAAGGUACCAAAUUCUCGAGUACCGCAUUGUACGCCCAAUAUAACUGA